AUGGUGCUUUGCAGUGUUUUCAUGGCCAUACUCUUUCUUCUCCUUAUUUCAUCUUGCAGUGCUGCAAACUCGAAUCUUUUCCGCGAGUACAUUGGUGCUGAAUCUGACUCAGUUAAGUUAUCAGAUGUGCCAAUAAACCCUAAAGUUGAAGUUCAUUUCAUCCUAGCAUUCGCAAUCGAUUACACCCCCGAUAACCACCCGUCACCCACAAACGGUAAGUUCAAUGUUUUCUGGAAAACCAACAAUUUGGGUCCAACUGAAAUAGCAUCCGUUAAAGCCAAGAACCCAAACGUCAAAGUGGCUGUUAGCUUGGGUGGUGAUAGUGUCAAUGGCAGAAAUAAGGUCUACUUUUCUCCUAAAUCCAUUCACUCAUGGGUUCAAAAUGCAGUUUCUUCACUUACUAGCAUGAUCAAGCAGUACAAUUUGGAUGGUAUUGACAUCGACUAUGAACACUUCAGGUCAGAUGAGAAAACUUUUGUCGAAUGUAUCGGACAGCUUAUAACGAUUCUAAAGAAAAGCCAGACCAUCAAAUUUGCUUCUAUCGCCCCCUACGAAGAUAACGGACCUGUUCAAAGUCAUUACUUGGCUUUAUGGAAGAAAUACGGACAUGUUAUAGAUUAUGUGAAUUUCCAGUUUUACGCAUACGAUAAGCUUAGUGUUUCACAGUUCAUAUAUCACUUUAACCAUCAACAAGAUUCAAGUUAUGCAGGAAGUCAACUUCUAGCCAGCUUCAUAAGCAAAGGUAACUUAGGUCUGCCUCCUAAUGAUGGAUUCUUUGAGGCCUGCAGAGAGUUGAAAAGGCAAGGCAAGCUUGGAGGCAUAUUUGUGUGGUGUGCAGAUGAAUCCAAAGCCUUUGAUUUUAAAUAUGAACAAGAAUCUCAGGCUUUGGUUUUAGAAUAUGUGUGA
Molecule: messenger RNA, 906 nt
Organism: Cynara cardunculus var. scolymus (artichoke)
Lineage: Eukaryota; Viridiplantae; Streptophyta; Magnoliopsida; Asterales; Asteraceae
Product: chitinase 2-like
Exons: 2
Coding region: 1-906 (301 amino acids)
Biological process (GO): carbohydrate metabolic process
Molecular function (GO): hydrolase activity, hydrolyzing O-glycosyl compounds
Source: RefSeq, a predicted model, not a curated record